Messenger RNA from Frankliniella occidentalis (western flower thrips), 1318 nucleotides. RefSeq names its product tRNA methyltransferase 10 homolog A. Gene Ontology annotation, biological process: tRNA N1-guanine methylation. Gene Ontology annotation, molecular function: tRNA binding. The record is from RefSeq and is a predicted model, not a curated record. Gene Ontology annotation, cellular component: nucleoplasm; nucleus. Bases 155 to 1207 code for a protein of 350 amino acids. The transcript has 7 exons. Lineage: Eukaryota; Metazoa; Arthropoda; Insecta; Thysanoptera; Thripidae.
CCUCCAGCAUGAUGCUUAUUUGCACUGAGGUUGCAUUAUUCACACCAAAAGUGUUGUUGUGGUCUGCGUCGUGUGCUAUUCUGAGUGUGCUUAAUCUAAGUUUCCUGUGUUAGGUUUUCGUUGAGUUCUGUAUAAAAUAUCUAAAAAUCUCAAAAUGGAUGAUGAAACUGACACCAAAGUUUCUCCAACACAAACCGUUAUCAAGUCACCUGAAGCGGUGGAGAAUGAAAAUGAUUCUAACAAUGCUAACACAAAUCAGGAAGGACAACAGCUUUCUAAAAGAAUGCUUAGAAAGAUACGAAAACGUGAGCAAUGGCUAGCAAAAUUGCCAGAAAAAAGGGCGAAAGAAAGAGAAAAAAUGAAGUUAAAGAGGAAGGCUGCUCGUGAAAACAAUGAGUCCCUUACAUCCAGAAAACAGCUGAAACAAUCCACCAUGGCAAACAGUAGCUGCCAAGUCCGUGUUGCAGUUGACUUGGACUUUGACGACCUCAUGAAUCCAAGAGAUUUAGGAAAGUGUGUGAAGCAGUUAAUGCGUUGUUACACACUCAAUAGAAGGGCAGCCAAUCCCAUGCAGCUGUAUUUUACAAGCUUUAAUGGUAAAUCUGAACAAGAAAUGAGUAAAAAUAAUGGUUAUUCCAAUUGGGAUGUCCAUUUUAAAGAGGAACCAUAUUCACAAGUAUUUCAAACUGAUGACAUAGUAUACCUGACCAGUGAGUCUGACAACAUAGUUACAACGCUUGAUGAAACAAAAGUUUAUGUGAUUGGAGGACUUGUAGAUCACAAUGGACACAAGGGUCUGUGUCACAGGUUAGCUGAGGAAAAGAAAAUAGCCCAUGCUCAGUUGCCCAUUUCAGAAUUCCUUGAACUUAAAUCAAGAAAAGUUCUGACUAUUGAUCAUGUAUUUGAAAUACUACUUGGUGUAAGUGAGGGCUUAUCGUGGAAAGAUGCAUUUUUAAAAGUUUUACCUCAACGCAAAGGAGCUAUCGGCAAGAAAGAAAAUGAUGAUCAUAACAGUACCUCUGAAUCAAGUGCAACAUCGGAAAGUGAAAGUAAAAAUUGUAUCGCACUUGAACCUCUUAAAACCUGUACCUCAGAAUCAAAUGGAACAUUGGAAACUGAAGGCUCAAUUACUAUCAAAGGAGAAACAGUGGAGAUGUGUAAUGAAGAUGUAAAAAAAUUGUGUGUUGAUGGGUCACAAUCUACUUGAAAUGUACAACUUUAGUAUGAACUUUUGUUCUUUUUUUCGAAGAACAUUUUGUUAUUACAUUUGUAAAAUUAAUACAAAUGAUGACAAUUUACAUUAAAUUAAUUCUACUUA